AGUUUCUUUCUGUUGUCAAUAUCACCAGGCACCUCUCGCUGGACGAGACUCUCGCCUCUUUCUGUUUUAUCUCUACACUUCUUUCUGCCUCUUUCUUUCAGCAUGAGGGACACAUCAUCCUUGUUGUUGCCCGCAGACAAGAACUGCCGCAACGUCGCCCCUCCGGAUGGUCACCACCGCUACUCGUCCUCGGCUAACCUCGACCUGGCAAACCCCAAUCUGCAACCAGAGGUCGAGGGUGGCAUCCCAGCUACCGCUACUCAAGGUGCACCACAGCCCCUUGGUCAGACAUGGGCUCCUGAGCAGGGCACGGGUCCGACCCUGGCCGAGCAGCGGGCUGCGACCCCCUCUCCCACAGAAGACGAGGUCAGAGUAUCGUUCUUCAGCGACAGCAGCAGCGAUGGUGUUGCUCCAACGGAGCCACUGUCUCCUCACAGCCUGCACGUCAGCCCCAGGGCCACCGCCCCUCGCGCCUCCUCUCCCGCAUCUCCCUUGGCCGCCGACAGCGACGAGCAUCAAUCUCCUUCUCCUGGCUGGGCUGACGGGGUGUCACCCGAGGAGCGAAUUCUCAUGACCAACAGCGCCAAUUUCGCUCGCGAUCGCCGCCGCCGUCGUGGUGCUGUCCAGUUUGAAGUCUCUCCUCUGGAACCUACUUUCCCUUCGCAGCCUUCGCCAAUCUCCGCCCCUUCUCCCCCUCCGCCUCAAGAUCGCCACCAUGGCAGCGAAGGUAGUAGUUCUCCGGCUACCGCUCGCUCCGCUACUCGCAGAGCAACACCUCGCGGUCGCCUUCAGCGUUCAUUCGUCCCCUCGGAGCGUGAGUGUGCUGGUGUGCUUCUGACGCCUGGACUUCUUCGUCGUCUCGGGCGCCCCUUCUCUGGCCCCUGGCAAGGUCCCUCGUCACCCCUGAUUUCGGUCUCGCUGGCUGCUACGCCUCCGGACAGUCGUUUGUCUCGCCUUCGUGAUCUCUUUCAGCGCCGCCGUUGAGUUGAGACAGAACCUGUGACUUCUGCUGGUGGACAUGUUUUUGCGUGUUUACACGUCGGCACCUUUUGCUUUGGGGGGCGUCUUGGUCUUAUUCUCUUCUCUUGAUACCCCUCUUUUCCUCCUUGUUAGACCUUUUAAUCAUGGGCUGGUCCCUUCUUGCACUUCGUCCUUCGUGCAAAAAAUCAGAUUCCACUUUCUUCCUUUCGAUCAUGAGACGAUAUGUUGUCUCUCACACCAGUGAGUAACG
This is a messenger RNA of Aureobasidium subglaciale EXF-2481, 1231 nucleotides long. RefSeq lists its product as uncharacterized. Bases 103 to 984 code for a protein of 293 amino acids. Lineage: Eukaryota; Fungi; Ascomycota; Dothideomycetes; Dothideales; Saccotheciaceae. The transcript has a single exon. The record is from RefSeq and is a predicted model, not a curated record.